Molecule: messenger RNA, 2357 nt
Organism: Protopterus annectens (West African lungfish)
Lineage: Eukaryota; Metazoa; Chordata; Ceratodontiformes; Protopteridae
Gene: EDA
Product: ectodysplasin A
Exons: 8
Coding region: 340-1494 (384 amino acids)
Biological process (GO): immune response; animal organ development
Cellular component (GO): membrane
Molecular function (GO): tumor necrosis factor receptor binding; death receptor agonist activity; death receptor binding
Source: RefSeq, a predicted model, not a curated record
UUGAAGCGUGAGGUGCUGCCCCUUUCAUGAAGGGAAGUUAUGAUUAAUGUGCAUAGUGAAUGUGGAACCCAGAGAGCUUUCCCAAAGCUGCAAGCGUUUAUUGUUUACGCUGAUAUAAAGGUUGAGGGGUUUUGCACCUUCACGGAAGUGAAGACAGUGAAUAUUGAGGAAAAGUACUGAGAAGUAAAGGGGGUCACAGUAGUGUUUUCGCGGGCUUGUGUCCAGCGUACCACUGGCGUAACUUGCAGAAGACCGGUUAUGGCUUAGUAAGUUAGUACAGUCCCGGACUCCGGGUUCUUAAGGACGUGAACUUUCGCGGAGAGGUCUGUGACCGACGGCAUGACAUUUAGAUCCAAGGACAAGACAGCGGGGAAUGCCCCCAGCAGAGACUUAAACAGCGAAGACCGUUACCAGCAGGCUACCCACCCCAGCAGCACCUGCCACUGUGCAGCCAAGCGGUGCCACAACUGCCCGGCGUUUUUUGUGUUUUUUGUUCUUUCACUAGGUCUACACGCUAUCAUGCUGGGUUGUUAUUUGGAACUGCGCUCAGAGGUCAGGAGAGAAUUGCUGGUGCAUGGCCAGCCAGGGGAUCGGGAUAAAAAGGAACGGUGGGAGCCGUCCACCAGUAGCAGUGGCGAUGUCCCCCGGAAGGCAGGCGUAAAGGGGCUCUCGGUGCACAGUGCUGCAGUACAGCAGUUGGCACCUUUCAACUUCUUCACCAGGAAGGAGCAUACAUUCUCGGUGAAAGAGGGCAGACAUCUUAUGCACCGGAUAAAAAGAAGUAAAAAUUCAGAGUGGGUUGAUGGUGCAACGGGAGGAAGCCCAAAUGUAAAUAGUAGGCCUAAAAAGAAUAAAGGAAAGAAGAUAGGACCCCCAGGCCCACCAGGACCUCAGGGCCCUCCAGGUCCACCAGGCCCACCAGGAAUUCCAGGCAUCCCUGGUAUUCCAGGGACAACUUUAAUGGGAUCACCUGGCCCAGUGGGUCCCCAGGGGCCUCAAGGGCCACCAGGUCCUCAGGGCCCCUCAGGUGUUGACAAAGGUUUAUCAAGAGACCAACAACCAGCUGUGGUUCAUCUGCAAGGACAGGGGUCAGCAAUCCAAGUAAAGAAUGAUCUUGCAGGUGGUGUGCUAAAUGAUUGGUCCAGGAUAACCAUGAAUCCCAAGGUCUUCAAACUGCACACCCGAAGUGGACACCUGGAAGUCCUAGUGGAUGGCGCCUACUUCAUCUAUAGUCAGGUAGAAGUUUACUACAUUAACUUCACAGAUUUUGCUAGUUAUGAAGUGCUAGUAGAUGAGAAGCCCUUCCUUCAGUGCACACGAAGCACCGAGACCAGCAAGACCAGCUUCAACACCUGCUACACAGCUGGGAUCUCCGUCCUGAAAGCCAGACAGAAGAUUGCUGUUAAGAUGGUCCACAGUGACUCAUCCAUUAACAUGAGCAAGCAGACCACAUUUUUUGGGGCAAUAUGGCUAGGAGAAGUACCAAAUCAGUAAGCCAGGAGACCAGAUGUCCAGUUACUUGUGAUUCCAUAAAGGAAACAUGGAAGGACCAGCAACAUCUGUGCUUCAGCUGAAAAAUUGAAGCUUUUCUUUGGAAGGUCUGGAAAAAUCUCUCUGCUUUAGGAUGCCUCAAGACCUUGAUUCUGCACAGUUCAGAAUGUUUUAGUUGUGAUGUGCAAGCAUAUUAAGCAUUGCAGCUGACAGGAUAUUAAACUGAUUGCAGUUGCUGACAGAAGAAGUCCUGAAGCACAAGUAGACAUUAAUGACAGUGGUUAUUUGGAUACCUGUUGGCAUGAUGGGAAUAAUUCCUUGUUGCGCAUAUAAACCAAGUAACACCCCCCCCCCCACCCCACCCAUAACUUUUACUUCCUUCAAGCCUUGGGAAUGCCUUGAACAUUGUGAUGCAUCUGAUUCCCAUCUUUGAAGCAGUUGCAUCUUUCAGACAUUACAUUGACAGCAAGAUGCAGAAAGGACCUGCCUGUGCCCACUUGUAACAGAUGGGAAAAAUAUCUUAUUUUUGCACAAGGUCACCUUUGAAAAAUGGAUCCAACUGAAAAUAUGCAUUACAGAAAAACUGGAAAAAUGAACAUUUGUAUGUUAGAUUAUGAACUUCACUUCACAUUACAGUGCAGUUUCAAUGUAUGUGCUCACUUUUCUUUUGGAAAUAGCUUUGUGGUACUGUAGUGUUUGAUUUUUGUAAGUGCCUAAAACAUCCAAAAGAUUAUAUAUACCAGUUCUUAAACACUUUUUAGAUUCAAGAGACAUAAAGGAGUUGUGUAACAGCUAAUGUUACCAGCUAAUGCAACCAUUCAAAUUCAUUUUCUUUAGUACAGUAAUAAAGCUGCUGGACAUUUUAA